AUGGAGAUAACGGAAGAAGUUUCGCUGGAACAGGAAGAUGAAUUUGAUCAAGCUUCGAUGAAAAUCAGUACGCCACCAGUAGUUAGUCACCAGACUGAAAUGAUGAGCAUCGGAAAACCAGAACAAAUCGGAGAUACUGAUGGGGACGGCGAUGCUGCUCGUACCGAUUAUAGUGAUUCCAUUCAGUCUUCGGAUAUUGGCAAGUUAACUGAGAAUUUUUCGGAUCCUAGUGAAGAGUCCACCUCAACACAUCGUAUGCUUACUCGUUCUGCAGCCAAAGCCGCUAAAGCAGCAUCUCAGUCAGCGGAAAUUAUGAAAACACCGAAAAAACGUAAGAGAAGUGGAGCGAGUUCAACAUCGAGUGGCGAUGCAACAUCAACACGUUCUGCUCGAACUAUGUUAGCUAAAAAGAUGGCAAAGAAACCAAGACAUUCACGCACGGGCCACAAAUAA
Molecule: messenger RNA, 453 nt
Organism: Loa loa (African eye worm)
Lineage: Eukaryota; Metazoa; Nematoda; Chromadorea; Rhabditida; Onchocercidae
Exons: 5
Coding region: 1-453 (150 amino acids)
Source: RefSeq, a predicted model, not a curated record